Thunnus maccoyii (southern bluefin tuna) is the source of this 3767-nucleotide messenger RNA. RefSeq names its product NF-kappa-B inhibitor delta (gene nfkbid). Lineage: Eukaryota; Metazoa; Chordata; Actinopteri; Scombriformes; Scombridae. Gene Ontology annotation, biological process: regulation of gene expression. Gene Ontology annotation, cellular component: nucleus. The record is from RefSeq and is a predicted model, not a curated record. Bases 166 to 1548 code for a protein of 460 amino acids. Gene Ontology annotation, molecular function: protein binding. The transcript has 12 exons.
GCUGCGGUGGUAACACAACAAGACAGACAGACUUGAAGUCAACCCGAACACCACAGAUCCCUCCAGCUGCGAAAAACUCACCCUUGUCAUUCUUUAUCCCGAUCUGAACAGACUGGUGACGAGCGGACGACCUGUUGAAGACUUCAAAGCAAAACCGUUUCUGACAUGCACUUUGAUAAAUCGCCAAAGGAGAAGCCGUGUUGCACUCUGCCCACAGUGAAGAAACUCUUGGAGCAGAAGAGAAGGCGUGAGACAUCCUCGGUGCCACCCUCCUCCUCCACAGCCAGCACCAGUCCUGUUCCUCCAACCGCUGUUACACAGUUGCCAGAACCAUCAUCAGAACCGUUUACCUGCACAGGUGCAUCAAGCAGCUACUCAAACAUGGCAGUGGGCUAUGAGCAGUGGUCCUCGGUACCAGAAUCUGCACUUAGUUACUACCCCAGCCAACCAGGACCCAGCUAUGCUGCACCCUUCAGCCACCCAAUGGCCUCGGAAUACAGCACACAGCAGCAGGUCCAGACCUUUGGAGAUACAAUGUCUCAGGCAUAUGAAUGCCCGAUGCCAGUCGCAGAUCAAAGUAUGGCUACGUCUUGGUCACUUCUGGGUCCCAGUCAGACCACACAGCUGAGUUUUGGUUCGUCGCUGGAUGCCAACAAGCUGGAAGAAGCCAGGAUGAUGCUCAGAGGGAUGGACUACAGCAGAGCCACCGGGCAGGAUGAAGAUGGAGACACCAUCCUGCACAUCUACACUGCCAAAGGGCUCAGGGAGUGUGCCUUUGCUGCGGCAGAGAGGCUGAGGGAUUUAGGGAGGCUCGAUGCCAAAGAACACAAGGGCAAGACUGCCUUACUGGUGGCAGUGACAGCAAACCAGCCGGAGAUUGUGCAAGAUCUGCUGUCAUUUGGAACAGACAUCAAUGCUUGUGAUGUUAAAGGACAAACUGCCCUUCAUCUGGCUGCCCACUAUGGCUUCCCCGGUGUUCUGCAGGCUAUUCUGUCUAGCAGACCUGCUGUCAACCUUGAGGCCCGCAAUUUUGAGGGUAUGACGCCUCUGCACUGUGCAGCCAUUUCUCACAGUGUCACCAUGAAGGCUUUAUUUACCAGCGGGCUGCCAGAUGUUAACCUUCAGACCAAGGCUGCGGAGAAGCUCAACUGUGUGCAGAUGCUUCUCACUGCAGGGGCGUCUCUGCUCAGCCAGGAAAUCAAAAGUAACAAGACAUUGCUGCACUUGGCUGUAAAGGAGGGGAACAUUGAUCUGGUCCGUUAUCUGCUCAGGAUUCCCCUGCCUAACAUGAAAGACUUUGUCAACAUGAAAGCUCACGGUCACACAGCUUUACACAUGGCAGCUGGUCUCCAUGGUAACCCCCAUCAGGAGGAAAUCCUGCGGCUGCUGCUGGGCAGAGGAGCUGAUCCCAGUAUCCGCAACCUGGAGAACGACCAGCCAGCACACCUCCUGCAGAGUGGCCCCCAGGGAGAGCAGCUCAAGCUUAUGCUGAAGAAGCGAAACGCUUCAUCUCGUCGACGUAUUGUGCCCUUGCAGGACCAGGAAUAAUUAAAAUCACUUGUAAUCCCCAUUUGGAGGGAAUGAGUCCCAAACAUGUUUCCUCUGUUGAGAAGGGGAUUUACUGUUUAUUGUAUUGAGGUUUUAGGGAGUCUAUGGCCUAUAUAUUGUUAAUAUAUUAAUCUCUAUAGGUAAUUCACAUUGGAUUAGACAAAUGAUGUUUUUAACGUAUACUGUAUGUUAAAUUACUUGUGAUUUAGUGUCUGUAAAAAUGUAGUGCUUUAUUUAUUUUUCUACACACAGGGCGAAGUAUUGAUUAUAGUAUUCAUGUUGGUGACACAUUUCAUUCCAAAAUGUGAUAUCCAUCAUUGAGCCUUUCACACAAAAUGCACAUGCUAUUGGUAAUAUACUGGCAUGUAUUUAAAAUGUUGACUAAUUGAUAUCAAAAGGCAUCUAUUUAUACAUUAAUUUUUGUCAAAAUGGAUAUUUAACAUUUUGAAAUGAAGGCCUUUAAAUGAACAGGUCUCAGGUCAUUCAUUAUCUUCAAUUCAAAAAGUAGACUGUGCUGUGGUAGGUGGACUAUCACUCGUUUUCCUAAUAGGCUACACUCCCAGUUUUAUGUUGAUUUCUGUGAAAUCGUUAUUAUGACCUCCAGGACCAUGUCCCUGAAACCCUUCUUACUGUCUUGUCAAAAUCCCCAUCAUGAUAAGUGAUCACAUUGAUACACAGAGUUGGUCUUGACUUCAAUCAGCAUGUGUUCUUAUAUUAAGAAUACAUAUGGUGAAAAUGAGAGUGCUCUAUCAUAUAACUUAACUUUCUUUCUGUAUGCAUCAUACAUCGUAUGUAACAAACAGGUACAAUUUUCUUUGUGGAAAAAGAAACUUUACUGUGUAAAACUGGUAUAUAUUUGAAACUGAUUCUGACCAAAGAAUGUUCUUAUCACAGACACAUUACAUGAGUAAGUGCGGUGACAAAUCGUAUGACAAACUGUACAUUUUAGUCAUGAGUCAUGAAUAAAAGUACAAUAACACUGAUUUUAAAGUUCCAUCUGAUUGUUUUGAUGUUCAGUCCCAUUGACAUCUGGCUACCGAAAUGAGCAGGAUGGAAAAUACACCAUCCCACUAGAAAGUAGUUGUGUCUAUGGCAGUUAUUUAACAGUCACACUUAAGGAAUAUUUAUUCUUCAAGCCCCAUUUCCGUUGACCUUUACAUUGAUGACAAUGAACCUUAGUCACAGGUGAAAUGAGACGUGGUUUUGAUCGCAAUUUGAGUGAUAAAUGAGGGUUGAGCUGUCUUUGAUGUAUGUGUCAUCUCUUGUAUUACACAUGUUGUAAAUUCCUGUGAAGCACAAAGAACAAUCUAAAGUAAACAAUAUUCUAUUUUCUCAUUGAAAUGCUUCUCAUCAAAUUGAUUUUAACACCUAAGAAUAACAACAAUAGUUCCUAAUUCACAUAUAAGCAAAAACACUGAUAAAAUCUUGUUGAGUAGACAGGACCUUUAUUUGAAACAGUGGUCUCAUUGUUUGAGUUUUACAAGUAAUAACGCAAUUUUAGUACAUUUGCGUCAUCUGAAAACAAAAGAAAGUUGUUACUAAUAAAACCCCAAACCAACACUUAUGCAUUUUAUCCAUUGUUAUGUAUUUCACAUUUUCAAAAUGUUACACAUUGCUACAGAACUUUGUCUUUUCAUUUCCAUCAAUGUGUUGUGCUAGCUAAUUCAUGUUAGCCUAUGGUUUAAUUUAUAUAACAUUUUCAGCAUCUAUUGGUUUCUUUGUUAUGUUGUCAUGCUAUUUCUUCAAGCUUUGUUGAAAGUCCCACUCUAAUUAAUGUAAGAAAAAAAGAGAAAUAAAGGCAAAACACAAUUAUUACAAUUGAUGAAUGCAUGCAGUUUUUUGUUGGGACCUGAAGAUUUUGUUAGUCCAUUAGUACAAAAUGUGCAGCUCUAUUAUUAUGUAAUCAUGCUCUUAACUUGAUUGUUUUUCAAGAGUAAAAUUUGAGGAAUGGACACACAAACUGCUUAACAUAUCUUUAUUAAAUCAAGUCUAAUGAUUGGGAGUGUUUUUGUGUCUUAGACAAGGUUUCACUUUGAGAAAUCAGCCCUUACACUACAUAAAAAUACUGAGCAAUCUUUAAUACUGAGCUAAUAUUUAGUGCACUUAAGAUUUUCAAAUAAAUUCAGUGGAACCUCAAAUGAAAACAGCUUAAGUUGUUGGGGAACCCUGUUUAUUGAUCAUCCAGCUGGCAGAGGUAUAUUAGCCAAAACAGGAAUGGC